Molecule: messenger RNA, 1728 nt
Organism: Belonocnema kinseyi
Lineage: Eukaryota; Metazoa; Arthropoda; Insecta; Hymenoptera; Cynipidae
Exons: 5
Coding region: 1-1728 (575 amino acids)
Biological process (GO): DNA integration
Molecular function (GO): nucleic acid binding
Source: RefSeq, a predicted model, not a curated record
AUGGCGUUCUUGGACUCAAUCGGAAACGUAGAAACUUAUACGGAAUUAAAGAGAUUGAUCGCGGAAUUGGACAAUUCGGAAAUAAACGAUAGUUUGGAAAAAUUGAAUUUGGACACUUUCGGUACUCGAAAACUGAAAUGUUCACGAUUACGAAAAGGGAUAAAACUCCUCAAGGGCUGGCCUACGCGAGAUUCGGAUUAUACGUCAGCAACGUUUUUGACCACUAAUGAUGAAACUGAAAGGGAAAUCGAUUUCGAAAAUUUAGCCGCGGCUCUACCUAGUAAUAGACCGGUAAACACACCUCACAUCCCAGUGACCACGACAGUAGAGACAAGAGAAGCACACAUAGAACCACAGGCGGGACACUUGGGAAAUGAAAAGAAGUUCCAAAGGGUAGCUCUGCGAUACUACUGGCCGGGAAUGUUUCACGACGUGGUUCGUUAUGUCCGCACUGGUAGUCCCUGUCAAGAAUGUAAGGUGGAGCAAGCUCGCCCUGUCGGCAUGUUGGGCCAACGAGUUGUGGAGCAGCCCUGGACGGAUCUGUUCACCAAGUGGAUAGAGUGUGUUCAGAUACGAACGGCCAAUGGCUCAACCAUAAGAAGGGCGUUUGAAGACCUGGUGGUGUCACGCUGGGGAGUACCGGAAGUGGUUCAUACCGAUAAUGGUACCGAAUUUGUAAACAAGCAACUCGAACAAAUGUGUCGCAGCCUCGGUAUUAUUCACACCACUACACCGGUCUAUCAUGUGCAAGAAAAUCCCACGGAGAGGGUCAAUAGGGUUCUGAAGACGUUGAUCGUGUCAUUUCUCCAGAACAAUCACCAAGAUUGGGACUUGCACUUAUCGGAAUUUAGGUUCGCAUACAACUCGGCGUUGCAUGGUACCGUGAAAGUUUCCCCGGCUUUUCUGAACUUUGAGGGGAAUCCUCUCCCUUAUCGAACGAUGCGUAGGGACUUGGAAAGGAGCAAUCAGCAUGUGGAGCCUCAGCCUGAGGCUUGGCUCAAAAGAAUGGAACGUUUGGAUCAUCUUCGUAACUGGGUCUGUCGAAAUCUAGAUAAGGCAUACGAAACUCAAACCAAAUAUUAUAAUGCGGGUAAGAGAGAUCGCGAUUUCAGCGUCGGGGACCUAGUUCUAAGACGAAAUAGGAAGUUAUCGAAGAAGAUCGCUAACAUAGCAAGCAAGUUAUUCCCUAAGUUUGAGGGCCCGUUCAAGAUUAAGCGUCGCCUUUCUCCGGUCGUAUAUACGCUAAGGUCAAAAACUCCCACGCGACCAAUCGCUAGAGCUCUUUCGCCUGCGAAAUCCUGCCGUAACCACGGCACUGAAGACGAGGUUCUCCCGACUUCAAAGCAAUCAUCAGACGGCCCUGCACGCUGGACGGCAUUCUCUCAAGACGCCCAAUUUCCCGAAAUUAUAUGCCCAGAAGGGUCUCCCGUGAAUAGAGCACACAAGGUUUUUCAUCAUAUCCGGACCACACCGGGUCCGCCCGUCGCUCAUCGUGCGCGUAGAUUAUCCAGUGACAAGUACAACGUAGCGAAAAGGGAGUUCGAAGGGAUGUUACGAUCUGGAACGGCACGGCCGUCAGCAAGUAGCUGGGCGUCUCCCUUGCACUUGGUUCCAAAGAAGGGAGAUGAAUGGCGAGUUUGCGGGGACUAUCGCGCAUUCAACGAUAGAACUAUACCAGACCGGUAUCCUGUCAAGGGUCGAAGAGCUCUCGUCAACUAUCGACUAUGA